Molecule: messenger RNA, 1632 nt
Organism: Brienomyrus brachyistius
Lineage: Eukaryota; Metazoa; Chordata; Actinopteri; Osteoglossiformes; Mormyridae
Product: guanine nucleotide-binding protein G(I)/G(S)/G(O) subunit gamma-3-like
Exons: 3
Coding region: 230-457 (75 amino acids)
Biological process (GO): G protein-coupled receptor signaling pathway
Cellular component (GO): heterotrimeric G-protein complex
Molecular function (GO): G-protein beta-subunit binding
Source: RefSeq, a predicted model, not a curated record
UUGGCGCGUUCCAUUAGCCAGAAAAGGGAGGUUGUGCAGCACUUGAGGCACUGCAAUACAAUGUAACAGAACUGCAGUGCGCUGGAGUGUAUGUGAGUACUGUAACAUCAGCUCUGUCUAUGAGGGUGGGGUCUGGCUGAACUGGAACCUCAGGCACCGUGAGAAAAAACACCAAAGGAGCAGGAGAGCAAAGGAGAGAGGAAGCACUGGGAGAGGAAGACGACAAGGGAUGAAAGGAGACACCCCUGUGAAUAGCACCAUGAGUGUUGGUCAGGCCAGGAAGCUAGUGGAGCAGCUGAAGAUUGAAGCCAGCAUGUGUCGGAUUAAGGUGUCAAAGGCUGCUGCAGACCUGAUGGCAUAUUGUGACGCCCAUGCCUGCGAAGACCCCUUCAUCACCCCUGUGCCCACAUCUGAGAACCCCUUCAGGGAGAAGAAGUUCUUCUGUGCUCUGCUCUGAGAGACACAGGAAGAUGGCAGCACAUAUCUACACCAAGGAGGAGCAGCCGGAUGGAAGAAGGAGGUCUGCCAGGAAGAGCAUAAACAUGUGUAAUUACCUACAGCAGUGUUUCCCAAUCCGGUUCUCGGGGACCCGCAGACGGUCCACAUUUUUGCUCCCUUCUAGCUCCCUACUAGGAGCUGAGAGGGAGCAAAAAUACGUGGACUGUCUGGCAAGGAGUUCGGAGGGAGCAAAAACGUGGACCGUCUGUGGGUCCCUGAGGACCGGGUUGGGGAACACUGACCUACAGUUUUGAUAUUUAUACACUCAAAGGUCAAAAUACUUUUGCCAAGUCUGAUUUUAAGAAUGAUUUUGCCAUCGUUUUUUAAUCCCUAAUUUUCAUAUAUGUAUUUAUUUAAAAUUGGUCAGUAUUAAUGGACACAGGGAGGAGAGCAAAGAACAGAAAAAACAAGCACUAUGAACUCAAAGUAUAAUUUGCCACUUUUACAAGUGAAACAGUAUUUUUGCCUUGAUAACGUCAUUGGAUUAGUUUGAGAUUUACUAGGCCUGAGAGGUCGAACUUUAUUUGAAUAAAAUCGGAAUUGUAAAAAUAUUUACAUAAUCAACAGCUAAAGUCUACUUCCUGUACCAGCACAUCACGAUAUUUACAGUGAUUGGUACUGGGACUGCCAGAUUUAUAUCUAUCAUGACAACAAUAUUUAAUUAUUACAAAUUCGGUCAGAGCGUCUGAUACAAUGUGUAUUACAACCCUAACCAUGCAUUUACCCAUUGAUAUCUAUAUCUACCUUCCUGGAAGGUAGACUUUUAUACCAGUCUUUUAACUGUUAAAUAUACUGCUCUUUAAUUUACCACUUAAAUACGACACAGAAUGAAAAAUGGGGAAAUACACAUUUUAUCAUCUAUCUUUAGCCUAAUGUUGAAAUUGUGAAAAUUUUUUCCACAAAUGCAAUAUGUAUCCAAGAGAAGCAGCAAUUUACACUUUGAGACACAAAUGUACACAUGGUUAAACAGUGAGAAAGCGGAUGAGGUGAAUUGUCAUAGCCGUGUGUGCUUGUGUAUAAAUUGUGGAAGAGAUGGCCCUGAAAAAGCGUGACAGUGUGUGUCUGUGUGCAAAAUCUGAGGGCAUGGAUUGUAUAAAAAAUCUCAAUAAAGGCCCCUGUCACCAUUUUCUUGUG